Molecule: messenger RNA, 981 nt
Organism: Metarhizium acridum CQMa 102
Lineage: Eukaryota; Fungi; Ascomycota; Sordariomycetes; Hypocreales; Clavicipitaceae
Source: RefSeq, a predicted model, not a curated record
AUGCGCAUUUCUCAAUCGGCAAGCGGUGAAUGGAGUCGACCACAGACCACCGUGAAGAUGCCGGCUUCGGAAGCCCAUAAGGUUCUGGGCUUGAUCAAGAGGGACCUGCUCACUGUCGAGGAGUACGCGAAUGCACUAUUGAGCCGCAUCGAGUCGAGAGACGGCGUGGUAAAAGCGUGGGAGUACUUGGAAUUCACAGUCCUGAACCCAGGCCCUGACACCACCAAUCCGCACGACGAGAACCGUUCGCCAGGCGGGUCAUCGGCUGGAUCUGCGGCCGCGGUGGCUGACUUCCAAGUUCCUCUCAGCUUCGGAACGCAUACAGGUGGCAGUGUCAUUCGUCCAGCUUCUUACACGGCCACAUAUGCCAUGAAGCCAACCUUUAACACAUUAUCCGGCGAAGGCAUCAAGGUCGCCUCCCUUGAGUUCGACACCAUUGGAUACUUUGCUCAUAGUAUAGAGGAUCUCAAGCACAUUACUGACGUUCUCAGUAUCAUCAAGGAGGAAUUUACCGACAUGGUAUUGAAAGAGGCUAAAGUGGGCUUCGUCGAGUCACCGUUUUGGCCGUCUGCCGGGCCCGGCAGCAUCGCAUCCAUGGAGAAGGCUGCUGAGACUCUCCACAAUCACGGGGUUACGGUCGAGUAUGCCGAAUUCCCGGAUGAAUCCAACGGUGCCAUAACUUUGAACAAGAUGUUCAAGGUGAUCUUUGUAAGAGACGGGGGUGCGGCAUUCUACAGGGACCAUCUCAUGGACACUGCCAAGACGAAGCUGGACCCGGAUGUCCGCGCCUUCGUCGACGAUGCCCGCAAACUCUCCCGUGACGAGAUACAAGAAGUCUCUGACUACUUUGCAGCCCUGCUCCCAGCAUUGGAUAAGAUGGCCAUGAAAUGCUCCGCUCUUAUCACUCCAAGCGCGACCGACGAAGCACCCUUGAGAUGGAUGAUAUGGGCAGUCCUGUUUUCAACUCGCUGUGGACGGUGA